AAAAAUUGGUCCCAUAUAGAACUUAGACUCCUAACCCAGAAGUCCUCUUUUACUUUUGAUGUUGGUAUGAUAGCAUCGCAUAAUAAAAUUUACGCUAAAAUAAAAUUUACUUUGUAACGUACAAAGUUAACGCAACUCCUUUAGGAUGAAUGACUCAAUGUCCUAGUUAAGAAAUUCCGAAGCAAAGACCCAUAGUUAACCAAACCACCAACGUCAGCAUUACCUCGACUAGGAACAGGCAGAGAGCAAGUACCGUGGAGGAUGAGGAUGGUUUUCAUAGUUUUGUCGCUCUCAUUCUUCUUGAUUCUCUCGAGUGUGUCCUAUGGCUUUCCUGUACCUCGUUCGCUGCUUCAGCGCUUGUCUGAAAGCAACGAUUACUUGACCACCAAGGAGUUCUGGUUCAAUCAGAUUCUCGAUCACUAUUCUCCAUAUGAUCACCGUCAGUUUAAGCAGCGCUACUAUGAAUUUCUUGACUAUUUCAGAAUUCCAGAUGGUCCCAUUUUUUUGAAUAUUUGUGGUGAAUCUUCAUGCAACGGCAUAGCCAAUGACUACCUCAGCGUUUUGGCUAAAAAGUUUGGAGCAGCCGUUGUUUCACUUGAGCAUCGUUACUAUGGUAAAAGCACACCAUUCAAAUCAACUAAGACAAAGAAUUUGAGGUAUCUUUCAUCUAAACAGGCGCUCUUUGACUUGGCCAUUUUCCGUCAGCAUUAUCAGGAAUCCUUAAAUCUGAAGCUCAAUAGAACAAAUGUUGAAAAUCCCUGGUUUGUUUUUGGCAUAUCAUACGCUGGAGCUCUCAGUGCGUGGUUCCGUCUUAAGUUUCCACAUUUAACAUGUGGAAGUCUUGCAAGUUCUGCUGUUGUUCUUGCUGUUUACAACUUCACUGAAUUUGAUCAGCAGAUUGGUGAAUCAGCUGGUGCUAAAUGUAAAGCUGCAUUACAAGAAACUACUCGACUUGUUGAAGAAAGGCUGGCAUCAGAACAAAAUGCAGUAAAAACAUUAUUUGAUGCAGCUGAGCUUGAAAUCGAUGGUGAUUUCCUGUAUUUCCUGGCAGAUGCUGCUGUUAUAGCGUUUCAAUAUGGGAAUCCCGAUAAAUUAUGCUCCCCUCUUGUUGAAGCAAAGAAGGCUGGAGAGGAUUUAGUGGAAGCUUAUGCAAAAUAUGUUAAAGAGUACUUUAUUGGAAGUUUUGGCGCCAGCGUUCAUACAUAUAAUCAGAAAAUUUUGAAAGACACUGCUGUCACUGAAAAUAGUUCUGAUCGGUUAUGGUGGUUCCAAGUUUGCACUGAAGUUGCAUUUUUUCAAGUGGCACCCUCAAAUGACAGUAUUCGCUCCUCAAAAGUUGACACAAGAUACCAUCUGGACCUAUGUAAGAACGUGUUUGGAGAGGGCAUCUAUCCUGAGGUUAAUGUAACAAAUAUAUACUAUGGGGGCACAAAAAUUGCAGGCUCCAAAAUUGUUUUUACAAAUGGUUCCCAAGAUCCUUGGCGUCAUGCAUCAAAACAGAUUUCAUCUCCUGAUAUGCCUUCAUACGUAAUCACUUGUCAUAAUUGUGGUCAUGGUACUGAUUUGCGAGGAUGUCCCCAAGCUCCUUUGAGCCUUGAAGGUAAUGCCCAGAACUGCAGUUCCCCAGAAGCAGUUCACAAAGUAAGGCAGCAGGUCACUGAACAAAUAGACUUGUGGCUGUCUGAGUGCCAUGCCAGUGGUAGGAAUUACAUAUGAUACAAUAUAGAGCAGGGAUCCGUAAAUAUGUUUAUUGGUCAAUUAACUAACCUUUGAAUCUCGUGUGUUAACUUCUCGGCAGAUGUUAAGUAGCUCAUCUGAAGGAAUUCAAGCAGACUUCUGUAGCGUAGGUUUUGUUAUGGACUUAUGUAUCAUUUCCUCUAUAAAGGAAUUUGAUUAGAUUUCCAGAGCACCCUGUUUAGGUGUUGUUAUGGUGCAGAAUGAAAGAACACUUCUAGGCGGACCUUUUGCAUGUCCAUAUAAUCUUUACAAUCAAAAUUCCUGUUCAAGUAAUCAUUUCUGGUGCCUCCCAGGAACCAGAAACAGCCAUUCUAAUUGAUCCUUGAGGCUUUCCGUCCAA
This is a messenger RNA of Hevea brasiliensis (rubber tree), 2077 nucleotides long. RefSeq names its product probable serine protease EDA2. Gene Ontology annotation, biological process: proteolysis. The record is from RefSeq and is a predicted model, not a curated record. Bases 262 to 1716 code for a protein of 484 amino acids. Gene Ontology annotation, cellular component: vacuole. Gene Ontology annotation, molecular function: dipeptidyl-peptidase activity; serine-type exopeptidase activity. NCBI's taxonomy places the organism in Eukaryota, Viridiplantae, Streptophyta, Magnoliopsida, Malpighiales, Euphorbiaceae. The transcript is spliced from 12 exons.